AUGGCUGGGCGGGACCAAUUGCAAGAUCACAGGCGGGAUGUAGCCCGAAGGAAACGGGUACAAGCCCCACCGAUCAAGAUAGAGUCCAGUGGACCCAUCUUUGGAACCCCAGUCAAGUCUGACACCAAGGAUGAUCUCAGCCGAACUGUCCAAAAUACUUUAGGCCUGUAUGACAACUUUAAAGGGAAGUCGCAUGAAUCGAGCCUCCUUGGCGUCGGGUACCAACCUCAAACACCUUUACCGGGAGAGAACAAGAACAUCAGCCACUUUCCUGUCAUGCACGGACAGAUCAAGUCAACAGGGCAGCAUUCCUCAACGCCUGGUAGCAGUGGGAAAUCCAGUAGCCAGGCGAAGAACAGUCCGGCUGAGGCAUCAUCGUUGCAUCGACAUGGCAGCUCGAAGCCGGCCCCAGCUGGCGCUUCAUCAUCCUCUUCCAAGGGUGUGAAGCGCGAGUCUGGAACCGCUUCGCAGUUGUCAUCAUCGUCAACAAGUACCUCGUCUUCUAAAUCUGCCCACCCUUCAAUGUUUGAUAAAUCAAAGGAUAGCAAUCAGAGACGGUCUAAAGAUGGUUCCUCUGGUGUUAGACCAAAGGCCCAAGGAUCGGGUAGCUCUGUUGAAUCUAGUAGUUCGCAGCCGAAAUCAUCAUCGAAUCAGUCAUCAAAACAACAUGGUACAAUGUCAUCAUCAUCGGCUUCCAAGCCAGGAAGCUCCCGCCCUUCCUCAUCAAACUCUACCAGUAGAGGGAGCAGCAGCAGCUCCUCCAAUUCCAGCGCCUCUGAUUCCAAAACAGUUCUCCACCCCAACGGCCUUUUGACAGAGACGUGUCACAGUAUCACAAACUAUCCCUCGAAACAGAGUGGUGCUAAAAGUGAACAAAAGGAUAGCAAACAGGCUAGCGGUCACAGCAAAAAGGACACUGUUUCAUUCCGAGAACUGCCAUUUAUUUCCCCUAUGCCGGAUAUCGUAGCAGACUUUCAGUCAAGAUCUACCCCAAACCCUGCGAGAGAAGUAAAGAAGGAUCGAGAUGGUGAUACUAAGCAACGCCCCAGGCUGGAUAUUCCAAAAAAGGGUACACAUCAAGGUCAUAGUAAACAUAAAGAAGUGGAACAAAUUUUUGAGGUAAGAUAAUUUUCAUAAGAAAUAAUCAUAUAGGUGUAUCAUAACUUGCUCUAGCUGGCUUCCAGGUUGAGCAGCUGUACCAACGCUAGAUCAGAAUGAAAUUGGAUCAAAGUUUGAAAUUCAAGCUCAAGCCAGUUGUUGGUGUGCAUACGUUACAUGUACACUGUAAAAAUGCCGUAUGAAAUUUUUAGCACGCUUUUCAAGCCUGUCACUUUAACAGCUAUGGUUGAAAGUUUUAAACAAGUUGUUUAAAAAUUUAAACAGGUUGUGCAAAAAGUUAACAUAAUUGUUUUAAACUUUAAACAAUAGUCGUUGGACUGAUGACCUUAAACACUGGGCUUAAAAUUCAAAACAGUGUUUUUAAAGGAGAAAUAUAUUGAAAAUCGUAAAAAUGGAGAAUCAUAUAU
Molecule: messenger RNA, 1526 nt
Organism: Lytechinus pictus (painted urchin)
Lineage: Eukaryota; Metazoa; Echinodermata; Echinoidea; Temnopleuroida; Toxopneustidae
Exons: 3
Coding region: 1-1128 (375 amino acids)
Source: RefSeq, a predicted model, not a curated record